AUGGUCGCCGACGCUCUGGUCUACCACCCCUCGGUGGCUCACUAUCUACGCUUUGUCGCAACGACCCUCGGCAGAGACAAAGCCCUCCGCACAAUCCAAUACUUCGCCCGCUUCUACUCCUGGUACCUCUUCCGCACCAACAAUCCAACCUCCGCAAUCGCGCCUUGGGACGCCCUAAAAAAACAAUUCGGCACCACCCGCAAAAUCUUGCGGUUUGGCAAGUUCGUCGAGCACAUCAAAGCCGCCUCCGUGGCAUUUGACAACAAGGUCCCCGCAGAUGCCGUGUUGAAGAACCUGACUGUGGGUCGUCAGUUGGGUUAUGCGGGCUAUUUGACGCUAGACUCGAUUACGUUGAUUGAUGCGUUGGGGUUCAAGAAGUUUGAGUCGGCGAAGAAGUUGCAGGAGUAUUCGUAUCGGGCUUGGUUGUCUGGUUUGGUGUGCAGUGUGGUCGCGGGUGUGUAUACCUUGUACCGAUUGCAAGAGCGGGAGAAGGCGGUCGAUAGGAAGGAGGGCGAGGGUGUUGUUGAGGCUAAGAAGAUUGAGCGUGAACGCGUCGCCGCUCGCAUCCAACUCGUCUCUGAUCUCUGCGAUUUGAGCAUCCCCCUCUCGACAUUGGGCUAUGUUAAGCUUGACGAUGGUCUGGUCGGUAUUGCCGGAACCAUCAGUUCUUUGAUCGGUGUGUGGUCCGCCUGGAAGAAGACUGCUUAA
Molecule: messenger RNA, 708 nt
Organism: Talaromyces amestolkiae
Lineage: Eukaryota; Fungi; Ascomycota; Eurotiomycetes; Eurotiales; Trichocomaceae
Exons: 3
Coding region: 1-708 (235 amino acids)
Biological process (GO): regulation of peroxisome size; peroxisome fission
Cellular component (GO): peroxisomal membrane
Source: RefSeq, a predicted model, not a curated record